Messenger RNA from Salarias fasciatus (jewelled blenny), 1906 nucleotides. It is a transcript of the gene hsdl1, whose product is annotated as hydroxysteroid dehydrogenase like 1. The record is from RefSeq and is a predicted model, not a curated record. The transcript has 5 exons. The coding region runs from base 241 to 1152 and encodes 303 amino acids. NCBI's taxonomy places the organism in Eukaryota, Metazoa, Chordata, Actinopteri, Blenniiformes, Blenniidae. Gene Ontology annotation, cellular component: mitochondrion.
GUUUUGCUCCGCUUCCGGCUUCUGCUCUGGAAUGACAGCCGUAAACCACCAACAAUAAUCUAUCAGAUCUCAAUAUUUAGAAUGAAAAACUGACAUAUGGGAUGUCGACACCGUGUCGCGGGUGUGUUUAUGGAUCCGACUCGGCUCGUGGCGCCGCGGUGAGGAGGAAACUCAACGUUUAAAGCCGCCGACGCUAAGCCGUGUAGCUAAGCUAGUUAGCAUCAUCUUCAUUGUGGAGGCAUGGCGGCUGUGGACAGCUUUCACCUCCUCUUCGCGGAAAUCUCCCGCUCCUGCAGCGUUUAUUAUGAAGCUCUGGCUCUGGUCGGAGCUGCAUACGUUGUCAGCAAGGCGGUGGUCCUGCUGAGGGACUGCUGCGCCCUGGUCAGGGUGCACCUCCUCCCCAGAGUGAUGCCGAGGAAGAAGCUGAGCCAGAGGUUUGGAGCCUGGGCUGUGGUUUAUGGCGCCUGGGAGCCCGCCGUCGAAGCGUACGCCGAGGAGCUGGCCAGGAACGGCAUCAGCAUCGUCUUCGUCGCCCCGAGCCAGGCGUCGGUGCGGGACGCCGCCGAAUCGCUGACCCAGAACUACGGCGUGGAGACCGUCGUCGUCCUGGCCGACCUCUCCCUGGACCGGGCGGCGGAGAAGCCCGUCGGCGAGGCCCUGAGGGGGCGGGACGUGGGCUUCCUGGUGAGCGGCGUGGGCGAGUCCCGGGAGAGCCCCCCGGACCUGCUGGACCUGCUGGGCCGGGACGUGGCGGGGCCGACGCUGAUGGCCCGCCUGGUGCUGCCGGGCAUGGCGGAGCGCGGCCGGGGAGCCGUGGUCAACAUCCGGCCGGGCGGGAGAGCCGCCGCGCUGACGGCCGCCGCGGGCUACGUGGACGCCCUCUCCAGAGCGCUGCAGCUGCAGUACGGCAGCAGAGGCAUCGUGGUUCAGACUCUGACUCCUCUGCAGAUUUCCUCCAGUAGAGACCAGCGGUGGACGGAGAGCUGGUUGGCGCCGAGGCCAGAGGUGUACGCCCGCCACGCCGUCUCCACCCUGGGCGUCUGCAGCCGCACCACCGGCUACUGGCCCCACACGCUGCAGCUCGGCCUGAUCAGCUGCAUCCCGGACUGGAUCUGGCUCCUCGGCUCUCGCGUCUUCGUCUCUUCAAGUUAAAAGCUUCCAGCCGCCGCUGGAUGUUGUCUUCUGUCUGAAGCCUUGACCUGAUUACAGAAACCGUCUGAUUCUCCUCUCGUCACUCAUCUGGGACACAGUUUGAAUUAAUGACAAAUAGAAAUUCCUCUCAGUGACGUGAUUUCAGAGUGUGUGAAACAAGCAUCAGUUUAUCGAUGAAAGAAGCCAAAACAUUUAGUCUGCACCUGGAAAAAUAUAGAAAAGCUCAACUUAAUAGUAUAAAGUAACAAAUCUGAUCUUCAUUCUCAACAAUGCAGCUCUACAGGUUCUGUUUUCUCUCAUAUUGACCUCAAAUUAAAAGAUCUAAAACAGGUUUUUCCUAAUUUUGAAGCAGAAUUAUCAAAAAUCAGAAAUAUUUAGACUUUUUCAUUCUGAUAUUUGACUGCAUGAUUUCCUGACACACACACUCUGACAUUAAACUGAAUAAAAUCAGUGGAAAAGUCUCAGAUUAACUGUAAAUAUGUUAAAGAGUCUACAGAGAAACCCGGCUGGGUGUUUUUGUCUUGAUCUGAUGAGUGGUCAGCUCAUCUCUGGGAGAUGGUUCUGCUCUUCUGACGUCUUUUGGGAAAUUUAUUUUAGAAACGACACUUCAAGUUCCAGUUUUUUUCCAUAUGUAGACUUUUCCUUGAAGAUAUUUAUUUACAGUGUUUGUGGCACAUUUACAUUUGUUCUGCUGAUAGAAUAAUUAUAAAGAAAUGUUAAGUGAAAAUCUUAAUUGCAGAAUAAAAUAAAUUUA